CUCAGUCAUCAGUUGAUUUCCACACACUGAUGUUGUGCAUUAAUAAUCUGCAGAUGUGUAAAGAUCUUCCUAACACUAAGAGCUGUUUAGGGUGAUGUACAUUUACUGUUGAUGAGUGUAGAAGUGAUGAUUAAUGCUGGAUUCUAGAUAGAUUUGAUGCUGAUGUGGCUCAGAAUGGCUCCUGCUCUUCAUCUGAUCUUUCUGCUCAUCAUUCACAGGGUUUCUAGUGAUUAUUGGGAUGUGAAUUACAGUCCUACACAAUUCUGUGCACUACAGAACUCAACAGUGACAAUCAGCUGCAAUUUUACAUACCCGUCUACUGGAUAUCAGAUCAUGAAAGCCUUCUGGAACAUAGACCUAGUAUAUUAUGACGGAGAGUUUGCAGAUCUGUCUAAUAACUCUGAAUACAGUCAGAGGCUUCAGUAUCUGGGAGAUGAACAGCAGAACUGCACCGUCAGACUGAGUCAUGUGACAAAGAAAGAUGAACAUGACUAUUAUUUUAGAUUCAUUACUAAUGUAACUUAUGGGAAACUUAUUGGUAUUCCAGGAGUGCGUCUCUCUGUCACAGAUCUUCAGCUUGAGUCUCCUGAGAGAGUGACAGAGGGAGAUUCAGUCCGUCUGACAUGUAAAAGCAGCUGUAAACUGACUGACACACCAACAUUCAUCUGGUACAGCAACUCACACACAUUGACUAAUAUUGGAGAUAAACUCAACAUCAGGUCAGUCAGUAGAAGAGAAGCAGGACACUACAGCUGUGGUGUGCAGGGACAAACGUACAUCUCUCCUGCUGUUUAUCUCGAUGUCAGAUACCCACCCAGGAACAUCUCAGUGUCCAUCAGUGGAUCUGCUGUAAUAAUGUCUGGAGAUUCAGUGACUCUGAGCUGCAGCAGUGACUCAAACCCUCCUGCAGAAAUCAGCUGGUUUAAAGGAGAAACAUCUGUAGGAUCUGGAAGAAUCUUCAACAUCUCCAAGAUCAGCUCUGAUGACAGUGGAGAAUACAAGUGUAGAGCCAGAAAUGACCAUGGAGAGAAAUACUCUGAUCCUGUGACUUUAGAUGUCCAGUACCCACCCAGGAGCGUUUCAGUGUCCAUCAGUGGAUCUGCUGUAAUAAUGUCUGGAGAUUCAGUGACUCUGAUCUGCAGCAGCGACUCAAACCCUCCUGCAGAAAUCAGCUGGUUUAAAGGAGAAACAUCUGUAGGAUCUGGAAGAAUCUUCAGCAUCUCCAAGAUCAGCUCUGAUGACAGUGGAGAAUACAAGUGUAGAUCCAGAAAUGACCAUGGAGAGAAAUACUCUGAUCCUGUGACUUUAGAUGUCCAGUGUGCCAGAUUUGUCUCCUGCUCUCCUGCAUUUGGUGUUGGUUUUGCUGUUGGUGUUUUUGUCGGUGGAGCGUCAGCAACAAUCAGUGCUGUUCUUUACUUCUGUCUUUCUAAAAGGAAGAGCAGAAGAUCUGCAGUGAAAGAGUCUGUGAUCUCAGACACAUAUGCAGGUCUGGAUCUCCAGUCUGCGACCUCUGACCUGUACGACACACUCACAAGCGUUCACCACAGACCUGCUGAAAACUCCUGCUCCACUCUUGAUCCUCAGAGCUCUUCUGAACAUCACAAUCCACCAAUCAACAGGAAGAGGCUGCAGUGAGAGGCGGAGCCAGAAA
Messenger RNA from Danio aesculapii, 1651 nucleotides. RefSeq names its product B-cell receptor CD22-like. The record is from RefSeq and is a predicted model, not a curated record. The transcript is spliced from 10 exons. NCBI's taxonomy places the organism in Eukaryota, Metazoa, Chordata, Actinopteri, Cypriniformes, Danionidae. The coding region runs from base 157 to 1635 and encodes 492 amino acids.